Molecule: messenger RNA, 778 nt
Organism: Abrus precatorius (Indian licorice)
Lineage: Eukaryota; Viridiplantae; Streptophyta; Magnoliopsida; Fabales; Fabaceae
Product: 60S ribosomal protein L22-2-like
Exons: 3
Coding region: 134-508 (124 amino acids)
Biological process (GO): cytoplasmic translation
Cellular component (GO): ribosome
Molecular function (GO): RNA binding; structural constituent of ribosome
Source: RefSeq, a predicted model, not a curated record
CGCUCAUUUCUUCACAUUGUGCUGUGCUCUUGCUGUGUGGCGUAAGGAAUCAUACAGAAAAUGAAAACGGAUCCGAUUUGUGUUUGGCUUUGGGUGAGUGGUUUCACAGGUUCUCAACGGUAGGUGAGAGAAAAUGAGUCGAGGAGGUGCAGCAGGUGCCAAGGGAAAGAAGAAGGGGGCUACAUUCAUCAUUGACUGCGCCAAGCCAGUGGAGGACAAGAUCAUGGACAUUGCCUCUCUCGAGAAGUUCGUCCAAGAGAGGAUUAAGGUCGGUGGCAAGGCCGGUGCUCUCGGCGACACUGUCUCCGUCGCACGCGAGAAGACCAAGAUCAUCGUUACUUCUGACAGCAACUUCUCUAAACGCUACCUUAAGUACUUGACAAAGAAGUACUUGAAGAAACACAAUGUGCGGGACUGGCUCAGAGUGAUUGCUUCUAACAAAGAUAGAAGUGUUUAUGAACUGAGGUACUUCAACAUUGCUGAGAAUGAAGGAGAGGAAGAAGAUUAAUCAUGUCACCUAGUUAUUCAUUUUAAAACCUUGUUUACCCAUUUUCUCAUCGCUAGCUUCUAUUUUGCCAACUAUUAGCUCCAGAUAUGUUGUUUUAUUUACUUUAGUUGCAAUUUAACAGUUUUGUUUAUUUAAGAGUUUGGUGCCAUUUAUGUUGAAUUCAGAUUUGAAUUCACAUUAUAUUGUCAAAUUUCUCCUUUGAUACAGUUCCAUUGCAUUUUCAUACUUCCCUUGGAUUUCACAAUCAAAUCAACUAAAAUUCUUCCCCCA